This is a messenger RNA of Acyrthosiphon pisum (pea aphid), 1374 nucleotides long. RefSeq names its product esterase FE4-like. The transcript has 6 exons. NCBI's taxonomy places the organism in Eukaryota, Metazoa, Arthropoda, Insecta, Hemiptera, Aphididae. The record is from RefSeq and is a predicted model, not a curated record. Bases 34 to 1143 code for a protein of 369 amino acids.
ACCGGUGAUAGUGUUUUGCCUGGAAAUAACGGAAUGAAAGACCAAGUAGCAGCAUUGAAGUGGAUACAACAAAACAUUGUUGCGUUUGGUGGUAACCCCAACAAUGUCACAAUCACUGGCUUGUCGGCUGGUGCAAGUUCUGUGCAUUACCAUUUGAUUUCACCGAUGUCUAAAGGAUUAUUUAAUCGAGAAAUACUUCAAAGUGGAAGUGAAUUCUGUCACUGGUCGUAUACUGAAAACGUUGCUCAAAAAACAAAGCAUGUUGCAAACAUGCUGGGAUGUCCAACAAACAAUUCCGUGGAUAUGGUUGAAUGCCUUCGUUCUAGACCAGGAACGUCCAUUACAAAAUCAAUUAUAAACUUCAUGCCAUGGAAAUAUAAUCUUUUUUCACCGUUUGGUCCAACCAUUGAAGUAGAAGGAGACGAAAAAUUCUUACCUGAUAUCCCAGAAAAACUUGUUCCAUAUGACAUUCCAGUGCUCAUGAGUGUUACCCAAGAUGAGGGUCUUAGUACUGCUUUAUAUAUUAUCUACGAAAAUGGUAUUAAUGAACUAAAUAAUAAUUGGAAUGAAUAUUUACCACAUCUUCUUGAUUAUAAUUACACGAUUUCAAACGAGAAUUUGAGAUCCAAAAUUGCCCAAGAUAUAAAAGUAUUUUACUUUGAUGACAAAAUAAUAUCAAAAGAAACUAUAAGCAAUUUUGUAGAAAUGAUUUCAGAUAGAACAUUUGGAUAUGCUGUGAGUAAAGCAGCUCAGCAUAUUGCUGCAAAGAUUACAGCACCUGUAUAUUUUCAUGAAUUUGGAUACAAUGGUAAUUAUUCUGUUAUAGCUAGUUUCGAUCCAAAAUCAUACUCCCGUGGAUCAAACGUAACUUAUUGUGAUGAAAUCAUAUAUUUAUUAAACAUUAAUGGAUUCUCUGUUCACGACAAUGAAGAAGAUACAAAGAUGAUCGAAACUAUGGUUAAUAUUUGGGCAACCUUUAUUAAAAAUGGAGCGCUAGAUAUAGGAAAUUCAGAAAUUUGGUUACCAGUUUCUAAGAAUCCAGCAGAUCCUUUCAGGUUCGUUAAGAUUACUCAACAGCAAAGUUUGAAGCCAGAGAACAAUCGAACCAUCGAAAUUAUGCAUUUUGGAGUAGUUUACCAUUAACAGAGUUUUGUGAAGGUUAAUGUGCUAAAGACAUAAAAUCUUAAAUAUAGUCAUUACGGUAUAAGGUAUUCAUAUUUUAAUUGAAAUGUUAUAUACGGAUAACAAACAGAAUAUAUUGUGGUUUCGACUUGUGAAGUCAAAUUUGAAUCAGUUAUUAUAUUUGAAAAGUAAAAAAAAGGUGGGUAAGUGGAUGUCGCUCUGCUGUACAGUAGGUUACAAGUGGGUCACUGU